Molecule: messenger RNA, 1873 nt
Organism: Micropterus salmoides (largemouth bass)
Lineage: Eukaryota; Metazoa; Chordata; Actinopteri; Centrarchiformes; Centrarchidae
Product: lathosterol oxidase-like
Exons: 6
Coding region: 1031-1873 (280 amino acids)
Molecular function (GO): oxidoreductase activity; iron ion binding
Source: RefSeq, a predicted model, not a curated record
UUCUCCUGAUCAAACUUGCAGCUCUUACUUUUGCUGUGUGCGCAGGAUGUGUGCAUGAUGUGUGUGUGUGUGUUGUCUGACUUGGGGAAGACAGAAGCCAUGUCACCAAUUGGGCAAUUGCUGAUUUUGUGAUAAAAGUGAUAAAAGUGAUUUGUGAUAAAAGUUAGUGUUGGGCAAGUAGUGUUUAUGAUUCGGAUUAAGUCUCCAGGAAAGGAAUUUAAGUCGAUUUAGCGUAAUGUCCCCAAAAGUGACAUAAGUAAACAACAGGAGUAUGUGUGUGUGUGUGUGUGUGUGUGUGUGUGUGUGUGUGUGUGUGUGUGUGUGUGUGUGUGUGUGUAAAGGGCAGACCGAGGAGAAUUUGAUCCUUAAGCCCAGCAUGGGACAGGGUACAUGCACUGCAAAAAAUGCUUACCCUCACAAGUGAUUUUAUUUUAUUUUAAAACAGAAAUUUCAAUUUCAAUUUCAGAUGUGAUUAUUUAUGCAUAAAAAGACAUUAGAUUGGAAAUGAUUUCAUUUAUUUCAUAUAAAUGAUUUAAUAAGUCAUAUCAUAAUAUAAUGAAGCACAUCCCAUUGCUUGGAAUCAGAUGAACUAUUAUUAGGCUACUAUAGAAAGAUCAUUUCACUCAAACUGUACCAAAAUUAGGAGAACUGAGUUGAAGAUCAAGUCUUGUCACUGAGCUCCUUGUUAUUUGCUGAGCAUGCUAGGAUCUUGUUCCACCAGGACUGACACGUCUCCGUCUCCCUGGAUCCCCCCACACAUACUUAGCCUACUGCCUCGACAAAAUGAAGCAAAGAAAAGCUGCCCUCUGAAUCUCUACCGGCUUCUAGGAAAAACUUACUGGAAUUCAUGGUAAAUAAAUUAAUAUCAGCAGCGUGUGGUUCAUCUGCCAAGAAUUUAUUUGCUACAUUAGGCCACAUGUUUUCUAUCUUAAAUCAUAUGCUGGAGUACGUGCUGUGUGUGGAGGACUUGUCCACUUUCUAGGAAGGUUAACACGUGUUUGACGUCUGGCCUUGGCCCUAAAGCAGUAGCAUGGAUCAUGUGCUGAACAUGUCUGACUCAUACAUCUUCACUCCCUACGUUUACCCGGCAUCAUGGACCGAGGACUGGGCUGUGCGUCAGAUAAUCAGCCUGUGGGUGGUGACCAACCUUGGAGCUGAGCUAAUUUACCUGGGCUUUGGUACUCUUAGCUUCUACUAUGUGUUUGACCAUAAGCUCAUGAAACAUCCACAGUUUAUUAAGAAUCAGGUAAGAAAAGAGAUUCAGCUAGGAACUGUUGCCAUCUUCUGGAUGAGCUUCCCUACAGUGGCACUUUUCUUCUGGGAGGUCAGGGGAAACAGCAAACUUUAUGACAACAUCAGCGGAUCUCCUCUGGGCUGGUCCGGGGUCUUCCUGAGCAUUGCUGGUUUCUUGUUCUUCACUGACAUGAGCAUCUACUGGAUACACCGCUCUAUGCACCAUAAGAACAUUUACAAGCACUUACAUAAGCAGCACCAUAUAUUCAAGAUCCCUACGCCUUUUGCCAGCCAUGCCUUCCACCCACUCGAUGGCUUCCUGCAGAGCUUGCCCUAUCACGUAUACCCUUUCGUCUUCCCCCUUCACAAGGUGGUCUACCUGUCACUCUUUGUCUUUGUCAACAUCUGGACCAUUUCCAUACACGAUGGAGACUACCGCCUUCCCGGCCCCCUGAUAUGUCUGAUCAAUGGUGCUGCUCACCACACAGACCAUCACCUCUUCUUCAACUAUAACUACGGACAAUACUUCACGCUCUGGGAUCGUCUAGGGGGCUCCUACAGACACCCCUCAGCCCUGCUGCGGAAGGGGCCACAUGACCACAUUCGCGAGCUCAAGGCAGAGGCUGCACAAACGCAGUGA